Molecule: messenger RNA, 10242 nt
Organism: Centropristis striata (black sea bass)
Lineage: Eukaryota; Metazoa; Chordata; Actinopteri; Perciformes; Serranidae
Gene: nav2a
Product: neuron navigator 2a
Exons: 40
Coding region: 1-7515 (2504 amino acids)
Biological process (GO): neurogenesis; nervous system development
Molecular function (GO): ATP hydrolysis activity; protein binding
Source: RefSeq, a predicted model, not a curated record
AUGCCAGCCAUCCUAGUGGCCUCAAAGAUGAAAUCAGGACUCCCCAAACCCAAACCGGUGCACAGCGCCCUCCCCAUCCCACAGACCCACAGCAGGCCGUCAGCUCUAGCUCUGCCCACAGCACCCCUCAAAACAAAUAUCCCCUCGCUGGGCCACCAGGGGGGCGCAGGUGGACCCCCGAGAAGCAACACAUCCGGGUCAGAGGAUGGAGAAGGCACUCAGAUCUACACGGACUGGGCCAACCACUACCUUGCCAAGUCAGGACACAAGCGUCUGAUCAAGGACCUGCAGACAGACGUGGCAGACGGAGUGCUGCUGGCUGAGAUCAUCCAGGUCGUAGCCAACGAGAAGAUUGGCGACAUCAAUGGCUGUCCCAAGAGCCGCUCUCAGAUGAUUGAGAACAUCGAUGCCUGCCUCAGUUUCCUGGCAGCCAGAGGAGUCAACAUCCAGGGUCUGUCUUCAGAGGAGAUCCGUAAUGGUAAUCUGAAAGCCAUCCUCGGCCUGUUCUUCAGCUUGUCCCGCUACAAACAGCAGCAGCAGCAGUCGCACCGGCCCGCCCAGACCCAGGGCUCGCACCCUCCCCUGAGCCAGCAGAGCAGCGCCCCGGCCCAGCUCAGCCACUCUACGCAUGGGACUCCAGCCCUUUCAGCCCAGAAAGCAGCACAGGCCGAGAUGCAGUCCAGGGAUGGCUCUCAGAGUAAACUGCUCAAGUUUUCCCUUGGUCAGAAAAAGACCUCUAGACUUCCCGGCCCCUCGGCGAGGGUGUCCACUGCCGGCGGUGACAUCCCUCCAAGAGGCUCGGUCAGUGCUGCUGGGAACAGACGCAGCCAGGGCUUCAGUGACAAGACCAAAGCCAACUCGCACCUGAACAAAGAUUCCUCAGAGGGCACGACCUCACAGCCUUCGGUGAUGACUGAGCAUGCUCCGUCGUCUGCAGUGACAGUCAGCUCCUCCACCAGCAUCCCCGCUGCUACCUCCGCCCAGAUUCCCACCCCAUCUCCUUCAUCCGCCUCCUCUACGGCCAUCCCCCAACCCAACAGCAACAGCAAGCCCUGGAGGAGUAAGUCAAUGAGCUCCAAGCACAUUUCCCCUUCUCCCUCCUCCACCAGCGCCCCUGCACCUGCCAUGCAGUCCACCAAGCAGGAGAAGGACGCCUCCUGCAAGGCUGAAGCUCCUCAGAAGGUUGUCACUCAGAAAUCAAUGCUGGAGAAGCUAAAGCUCUUCAACAGUAAAGGAGGCUCCAAAUCGUCCACCUCCUCUAACGGAGUGACUGACAGCGCUGCUCCAGCCAAGCAGCUCGGAGCAGUGCAGGUGGAGAGAGCCGAGACUGGCUCCAACACCGAGCCCCUGGAGGAGGAGGAUGGCAACCUCCGGCCGGGAAUGAACGGGACCAGCAACGGCACGGCCCACGGGGCAGCCCCCUCAGCAGGUACCACUGUCUCCACAACCGCCAGCAGCCCCAAAAUCGCCCUGAGGGGCAUCGCCCAGCGCACUUUCAGCAGAGCUUUGACUGCCAAGAAGGGCUCUGUCAAAAGCACAGAGAAAGACAAGGACAAGGAGAAGGGGAAGGAGAAGGAGAAGGAGAAAGGGAAGGAGGUGGGGAAACGCAUCUCUGUCCCUGACAGGACCGAGCUCAGGGGAGAUGAGAUUAAAGAGGAAGUAGCACCUGUUGCUGCAGACACAGACAGCUCAAACAAAAGGACUUCUAAAAUCACCAGCUUCAUUCCCAAGGGGGGUAAAGUGGCCAAAAAGGAGAGUUCCACCCCUGCACACAGCGGAAUACCAAAGCCAGGAGGCAAAGCCCCGGGAGUCGGGGGGAAAGCCUCCUCAGUGAAGGAGGCGGGGGAGCGGCCUCGGAGCAUGCGGUUAGGAGGGGGGCUCGCCAUGCACCGUGGGCCCCUGGACAGAGACAGGGACAGCAGACACUCCAGCUCCACUUCCAGCCUGGCCUCCACAGAGGGAAAGACCAGCGCCUCCCCUGUGGCAGGAGGAGGCUCGACACAGAGUACCGCCAGCAACACCAUCAGCGUGCAGCUACCUCAGACUCAACAGCACCACAGCCACCCCAACACGGCCACCGUCGCACCUUUCAUGUACAGAUCCCAAACAGACGGCGAGGGAACGGCGAACACUGAGACCAGCUCAGGAGGAAGAGGUGGAGACGUUUCCUUCAACAAGACCAGCCAGCUCUCCAUCGAGGACCUUUCAGGUGAAGACCCAGAGACGAGGCGGUUGCGUACCGUCAAGAACAUUGCAGAUUUGCGGCAAAACCUGGAGGAGACAAUGUCCAGCUUGCGAGGAACUCAGGUCACACACAGCACCUUGGAGACAACGUUCGAUGGCAGCGUCACCACAGACAUCAGCAGCAGCGGUGGAGGUGGAAGUGGUGGCAGCAACAACAGCGCCGGGGGCCGGAGCAUCCUCAGCAUCACUUCCUCCCGCCCCUCUCUGUCGUCAUGGCGCCUGGGCCAGUCCAGCCCUCGUCUGCAGGCGGGUGACGCCCCCUCUAUGGGGAACAGCUACGGCGGCCGGGUGGUGGCCGGCCAGGGAGGACGCUACCUGUACCCAGGGAACUUGCGGCGGCAGCUGGCCGGACGGGGCGGAGCCCUCUGCAGCGUGGACCUCGGAGACAGAGCUGGGGAGGACAUGGACCUGGAGAGCAUCGCCGUGGACGUCACAGGAUACAUGAGUGACGGAGACGUGCUGAACAAGAACGCAGCACGCACUGAUGAUGUCAGCAGCGGCUACAUGACUGAUGGAGGUUUGGGCCUGUACACGCGGCGCCUGAACCGAUUGCCUGAUAGCAUGGCCGCCGUCCGAGAGACGCUGCAUCGGAACACGUCGUCAGGACAGGGAGAUGCUGACAGCUGGGAUGACAGCAGCUCUGUGAGCAGCGGCAUCAGCGACAAUAUCGACACAGAUGACAUCAACACCAGCUCCUCCAUCUCCUCCUACGCCAACACGCCCGCCGCUCAGCGCAAGGGCCUCAACGCACAGCCUGUGACGGAUGCAGAGAAGCACUCGGCCUCCACAGCGGUGCACCAGGCCUGGUCAGGAGACGAGGUGAAGAGGCCAGACGGUGGGUCGGACAGCGGGGUCAGGAUGGAGACGGGCUCAAAGUGGAGCCGCCGGAACCCCUCCGACAUCUCUGACGAGUCCGAUAAGGGCGGCUCGGGCAGGAAGACCCCCUCAGUGUCCCACACGGGCUCCUGGAGGAGAGGCAUGAGCACUCAGGUCGGGGUGACGUCCCCCCGGACUAAAAGCACCAGUAGCACAGGCUCCACGAGCUCCGGAGGCCUCAAGACCCACAGUUCAGCUAAGACGGAUGACGUCAAAGUGUCAGAGAAGGGUCGUCUCUCUCCUCGCCCUAACGGCCUUCACCGCUCACCCUCAGACACAGGACGCAGCAGCGGCGAUGAGGCAAAGAAACAGUCGAUCCCAACCGGACGCACAACGACCACAAACGCCUUGACACACACUGUUUCAGACCCCCACUCUCAGACACACACGCUCACCUCCCGCACGCCCACCAGCACCUUUGGCUUCAAGAAGCAGGGCCACGGGAUGGUCACCAUGGUUACUGCCAGUGGUGCCACCAUCACGAGUGGCUCAGCCACGCUGGGAAAGAUGCCCAAAUCUGGGGCACGCUCCCUGGUAGGAGGGCUGAAGGCUGGCGGGCAGGACGGCAGCUCGGUGCUGGGUCACCACGACGACGGCUUCCUCCCUAUGAGCGCCCGAUCCACACUGCAGUACCGCAGCCUGCCCCGGCCCAGCCGCUCGGGGGCGGCCGCACGCAACGGGAACCGCUCCUCCACCAGCAGCAUCGAGGCCGCUGUGCUGUCGGUCACCACUCACGGGAAGAACUCGCUCAGUAUGACCAAGACUAACGGCUCAGGAGCCAAUCAGACGGACCGGGAGAAGGGCGUCUCUGAGAUAGACAACCUGAGGAGCGGGAUACAGAGUGGAGGAGCAGCCACUGUCCCUCUGACAGGAAGACAGCAGGUCUCCUCACCUACACUGCGCAGGUUGUUUGGUGGGAAGCCCAGUAAACAGGCUCCGGUCACCACGGCUGAAAACAUGAAGAACUCCACUGUUAUCUCCAACCCCCACGCCACCAUGAACCACGUGGGCACGGUGCUGGAAUCCCCCGACGGAGGUCUGGGAGGCGUAGAGAGCGACACCAGCAGCCCGCUGUUUGGAGGCAGAGUGCAGGGACUAGGGAUGGGCACGCUGGGCAGCGAGCAGGCCUCCAGUCCCGGCUCAGUCUACUCCUCCACCGGCCCCUCCAACAGCCUGACGUGGGGCACCACCUUCAGCAGCUCCUCCGCCCAGAGCAGGGAGAGCACACUGGGUGGGCAUGGCGGGACGGGCAGCAUGGGCUUCCCCUCCGUCAGCAGCAUGCACACCAGCAGCGAGUCCAUCGACAUGAGCCUGGGCAGCGCCGGACACGGGGCCCACAGGGAGGACACCCUGUCCGCUCUGGGACGCACCGGCAGCGUCAAGACCGGCAUGUCGGAGAGUCCCCUCUCCUCCCCCUCUGCUAGCCCUAUAUUCAGCCGAAACACGCUACCUCGGAAGCAGGACAGCGGGCCACACUGUGGUAGAAACACUCUGCCUAAGAAAGGACUCAGGUAUGGCCCGUCCCCUCAGCUGCGAGGCCACGAGGAGGCCCGUGAUUGGCUGCGCUCCCACUCCACCAGUGGGCUGCAGGAAUCAGCCAGUAACUCGCCGUUCUCCCCAAGCUCCAGCCUCACCUCGCCCUCCGGGACGCGCUUCAACUUCGCACAGCUGGCCUCCAGCCCGACCUCGGCAGCUCAGAUCAACCUCGCCGGCAUGCGCAACAACAGCCUGACCAACCAGGACGUCCCCUUCGACCCCUGCAGCGACAACCGGCUGAGGAACUCGUGCAUGUCGCUGGACGAGAAGACUCGCACCAUGAGCAGGUCGGGCUCCUUCAGGGACGGCUUCGAGGAAGUUCAUGGAUCGUCCCUGUCUCUGGUCUCCAGCACUUCUUCCAUUUAUUCCACAAAUGAGGAGAAGUCUCAGUCGGAGAUUCGCAAGCUGCGCCGGGAGCUGGACGCCUCCCAGGAAAAGGUUUCCGCCCUCACGACGCAGUUGAGUGCCAACGCUCACCUGGUUGCAGCGUUUGAACAGAGUCUGGGCAACAUGACCAUCAGACUGAAGAGUCUCACUUUGACAGCAGAGCAGAAGGACUCUGAGCUGAACGAGUUGAGGAAGACCAUCGAGCUGCUGAAGAAGCAGAACGCUGUAGCUCAGGCUGCGAUAAACGGGGUUAUCAACACACCCGAACUCACGCCUAAAGGGGACAGGACAGCCGGCAGUAACGGCAGUUCACAGCAGCAGCAGAAGCAGCAGCAGCAACAACAGCAGCCGGACCUGCGCAUCAGGAGGCAACACUCCUCUGACAGCGUCAGCAGCGUCGCCAGCGCCACCAGCCACUCCAGUGUGGGCUCAAACAUGGACACGGACGCAAAAAACAAGAAGAAGAACAAAAAGAACUGGCUGCGCAGCUCCUUCAAACAGGCGUUCAGCAAGAAGAAAUCUCCCAAGUCGGCUUCUUCUCACUCCGACAUCGAAGAGAUGACGGACUCGUCGCUGCCAUCUUCCCCUAAACUGCCCCACAACGGCCCCAACGGCUCCACCCACAUGCUCAGGAACACACACUCCAACUCGCUAUUGUCUGAGUGUUUGGACAGCGAGGCGGAGACGGUGAUGCAGCUGCGCAGUGAGCUCAGGGAGAAGGAGAUGAAACUGACUGACAUCCGCCUGGAGGCUCUCAGCUCCGCUCAUCAGCUGGACCAGCUCCGGGAGGCCAUGAACCGCAUGCAGCUGGAGAUCGAGAAGCUGAAGGCGGAGAACGACCGUCUGAAAGUGGAGAAUCAGGGCAGCAGGAUGGGCUCCCAGGCCUCCAUCUCUUCCUCUCCUCCCCCUCACACACACAGCCAGGCCCAGGGAACCGGGCCGGGGCUCUCCCAGCACAGCCUCAACCUCACCACCAGCGAGUCCACCAGCCUGGACAUGCUGCUGGACGACACCGGUGGAGAGGGAGGGAUGAGGAAGGAGGGUCGACACGUGAAGAUGGUCGUCAGCCUGGACGAGGACAGCAAGUGGGGAGAGGAGGGCCGGCCUCGUCAUUUUCUGAUUGGUUGCAUCGGUGUGAGUGGUAAAACCAAAUGGGACGUCCUGGACGGGGUGGUCCGGCGCCUUUUCAAGGAGUACAUCACCCAUGUGGACCCGGUAAGCCAGCUGGGCCUGAGUUCAGACAGUGUUGAGGGAUACAACAUCGGAGAAAUCCACCGGCCCAGCAGCCUCAGCGCCGCCCACACGCCUGAGCUGCUGCCCUGCGGCUACCUGGUGGGAGACAGCAACACCAUCAACAUCCAGCUCAAAGGUGUGAGCAGUGAGAACGUGGACUCGCUGGUGUUCGACACUCUGAUCCCGAAGCCGAUGCUGCAGCGCUACGUCUCCCUGCUGAAGGAGCACAGACGUGUCAUUCUAUCGGGUCCAAGCGGGACAGGAAAGACGUACCUGGCCAAUCAGCUGUCCCGACACCUGCUGCUGCUGGAGGGCCGACCUCUGACCCCGCGUGCUGUCGUCACUUUCAACGUGGACCACAAGUCCAGCAAGGAGCUGCGUCAGUACCUGUCAGGUUUGGCUGAGCAGUGCAGCGGUGUCCCGGGGGCAGACAGCCCUCUGGUGGUCAUUCUGGACAACCUGCACCACGUCAGUUCUCUAGGAGAGAUCUUCAACGGUGUCUUCAACUGCAACUACCAGCAUUGCCCCUACAUUAUCGGCACCAUGAGCCAAGCCACAUCCUCUGCCCCCAACCUGCAGCUUCACCACAACUUCAGGUGGGUGCUGUGUGCCAACCACAUGGAGCCGGUGAAAGGCUUUCUUGGUCGCUACCUGAGGAGGAAGCUGAUCGAGACGGAGAUCGGCAGCCGAACGCGCAACAUGGAGCUGGUGAAGAUCAUCGACUGGAUCCCGCGGGUUUGGCACCACCUCAACCGCUUCCUGGAGACACACAGCUCCUCAGACGUCACCAUCGGACCUCGUCUCUUCUUGUCCUGUCCCAUGGACGUGAAGGGAUCCAGGGUUUGGUUCACUGACCUCUGGAACUACUCCAUCAUCCCCUACAUGCUGGAGGCCGUACGAGAGGGACUGCAGCUGUACGGUCGCAGGGCUGCGUGGGAGGACCCUGCUGCUUGGGUGAUUGAAACCUACCCCUGGUCAGCCACGUCAAGUCCAGCUGAUUGGCCCCCGCUGCUGCAGCUCCGCCCGGAGGAUGUGGGGUUCGAUGGCUACUCUGUCCCCAGAGAAGGCGUGAGGAAAGAACCACCACAGAGCGACAGCGACGCAGAUCCACUGAUGAACAUGCUGAUGCGGCUGAAGGAGGCGGCAACGUCAUCGAGCCCGCAGAGCUACGACAGCGACUCCAACAGCAACAGCCACCAGGACGACAUCCUGGACUCGUCGCUAGAGUCGACCUUGUGAUGCAACACUGGGAUCAUUUUUUAGGAGGAACUUUUUUUUUUAAAAGGACUGUUCUCACUGUGAGAACUUCUUCUUUAGGGUAUAAUUUCAUGCCACAAAAUCCAGCCACCUUAAUUUGGGUGCAGGUAACCCAAAUGUUUAAAAUGAGAGAAAAAAAAGGUUCAAAUUGCAUUUCAGAAAACGGGCAACAAUAGUUUUUUACUGCACUGCGCUGUUUAGUUUUUUUGUUGUUUUUUUUUCACCGCUGUGGCCCGUGGCUCCUCUGUCAGGAGCCUGACAUCUACUUCAGACAGACAGAAUAAAAGCACACAGCCUGUGACUGUUGCGGCAUCAUCAUUACCAUCAUCAGCAUACUUACACACCAGCCAGGAGUCCUUCAACCUCAGCUCCAGCUCAUCAGGCUGAGAGUAUCCCAGCUCUGCCCAGCUGCAGUUCAGCUGAGCUGCCUGCAGAUGGCGAUACAGACCAUCCUUAUCUCUGGAGCGUCGGUGAGAACACAGAUGCUGCUGGUUGGAUGGAUGAACAGCCAGCAGCUUUCCGCUCUUCCUCCUCUGCGGCUGAAGUUGUGAUUGCUGGAGGAUAAAUCGAGGCAAAGUGAAUGUUAAGUCCAACAGCCCACCCACACUUCUGAAACUAUUGACGCUGUUUCAUUUUUUACAACCCCAAACUAUAUUAAAAAACAACUUUUUGAGUGGAAAAAAACAGAUUAUGUAUGUCCACAAAAAGUAAUGAAGAAAGCACUAAUAAAAAAUAGUUUCUACUCAGUUAUAUCUGAAUGUUUUUGAGUUAUAUGUCCGCAUCCAAAGCUCUACAUGGACGACAAGGAUGAGAACUGUUGUCUUUAUAUGACAUAAAUAUGGCAACAUUGCUUCACCACCAGUGUAAUGUAAAACUGUAAAAAUUCUCCCCAUAAUUCUUGCUGACACUUUUUUGUUUCUUUUGGAGUCGACACAUCAUUACAGUACUCUUCAUCCUGCCUCGUAACUUAGAAACUGAUGUUCUUGCAGAAAGUAUUUCCUUUGAAAUGAAGCAGAAUAACAUAUCAAUGGUUGAAACAGACACCAACAUCUAUAGCCCAUAUAAUAUUACAAAGCAAUCCAAGACAUAAUUAUAUAAUAAUGUCCAAGACAAAAUUGUAUUUACAAAUUCCCCUUAUAGAGUCCGAGUUCUCCCAAAAACGUUCAGAAGUAAAGGGCACUAAGUGGGAUAUUAACAUUCACUAUAGCUGGAUUUAUCCUCUGAACGUUUGAGAUAAUGUCCUUUUCGAUCUGUGUUGUGAUUUUCCACGUUAAAAUGCCUCUACCACUUCUAAGUUCUCGCUUUGAACACUUAAUAAUCCUUUGAGAUCUCCAUGCACAUUGGCCCAAACAGGCUGUUGUAGCACAAAUCUCUUUUGGUGCUGGACUGAACUCUUAAACAAUGCCUUACUCUUUUCUAACAGACUAUGUGCAUUAGCUGAUUCUUUAUUUGUCUAAAUGGCUGUAAACUUAACAGGGCUUCGGGUCGACUCCCUCCUCGAGCACCUCGGGUUGUCGAGGAGCGCCGUCGACCUCUCAUCAUAUCAAACACCAAUGCCGUGGGAUUGAGACAUGAAUGAGAUGCAGUACUUUGGGUUUUAAAUUAAAAGUUGUAUGCAUGUAUGACCCAGUGCUGUGAAGCUGGUGUAGAUAUUUGGACCACUAGCAAAAAAAAAAAAAAGAAAUAAAAAAUAUAUAAAUGUGUUUUGGUGCUUGAAAUCAGAACGUUCUGCAGGUUGAUUGGGUGCGGGAAGUUUAAGAAGACGUGUUAAUUUUUAUACCUCAUCCCCAUCCUUUAACUGUGCUUUGCCACGCUCAUAGUCUGUUUUAUGUGAUUUGUGAUGAACAAAACUGUCCUAACAAACAUGUUGAACUAAUUAAGUGAAAACUAGUGUAAAUGCUGCUUUGUUUAUAGUGAAAUAAUUAAUCUGAGGUUAAAGGUAUAAAGGUACUUGUUGUUGAAUGAUAAUGUAAAACGGUUUGACAUAAUUUCUGUUGCUUAAAAAUAUAAAGAAUAUUGUACUUUUUAUUUGCUUUAAACCUCCCGGCCUGCCUUCUGGGAAGGGCAGGCGGACGUUUAAAGAAGGGGUCACGUCAUCCAGCACAGCUUCCAUCGAUUUCAGUGUUUUUGUCAAAGAUCCUAUGCAACAUUCAUUCUGAUCUCCAAAUGGAAGCCAAAAGCUGAAUGGGCGUUUGUCCCCCUGCGUGGUUUUCAGCACUGCCGAGACGUACAGCAUGGAAGCAGACUUGUGAGGACUUUUUUUUCAGAUGCGUGGCCCAUGUUCUUUGUCCAUAUGUGUGGCUGUGUAGUUUAGAGGCUCUCAUGCUAUGGUCCUUGUAAGCACAAAGAGACUGAUUCUGUUCGUCUCGCCUGUUCUGAGAGGUGUGGAUGUUGUUGAAGCAUUUGACCAGUCUGUCAGUUUAUUACUCACAAACUCUAUGAAUGUUUAGCCUUCUUUGCUAUGUACAUUUUUUAUAUGUAACAUAACUUUGUAAAUAGUUGGAUUAUCUUGCAGCAUUUUGAUGACUUUUUCUAGAUGAUUUGUUACAGUACUUGAAAAAGGAGUAUUUUGUGUACAGUCUCUUUACAUCAGAGCAGAUUGAUGCUGUUUGUCAUCACUGGUCUGUCCAGGGCUCGGAGAUUUAAAUCUGAUAUCACUGUACUAGUCUUAAGUUAUUGUGAUUCAAUAAAAUUAAUGAUUAUUUAUGA